Phlebotomus argentipes is the source of this 1260-nucleotide messenger RNA. Its product is annotated as odorant receptor 45b-like. Bases 1 to 1260 code for a protein of 419 amino acids. The record is from RefSeq and is a predicted model, not a curated record. Gene Ontology annotation, biological process: sensory perception of smell; detection of chemical stimulus involved in sensory perception of smell. The transcript has 5 exons. Gene Ontology annotation, cellular component: plasma membrane. Gene Ontology annotation, molecular function: olfactory receptor activity; odorant binding. NCBI's taxonomy places the organism in Eukaryota, Metazoa, Arthropoda, Insecta, Diptera, Psychodidae.
AUGGAGCCGGAUAUUAAGAUAAUGUCUGUUGUGAAGAAUCACAUGGAAUUCUGUGGUGUGAUUGUCGGUUCGCCCCUGAAGCAGCGCAUUAUGAGCACCUUCACCGUGCUUUCGCUGAUUUAUUUCUCAGCACCGCAGGCGGUUUACUAUGUGCUGAAUAUGAGUGAUUUACAAGAAUCCACAGCAGUUUUGUCCGUCCUUAUGGUGAUGGUUAUUACGGGGGCGAAAAUAUAUUGGCUCGUCAGCUAUACAAAUCUAAUGGCAUCAAUCCUAACUGAGCUUCAAGAUCACAUAAACACUCGGGUGAAAUGCGGCAAAGGUCGUCAUUAUUUAUCAGCGGAUCGCAUAGGAAAUGUUUUCACGAAGUGUUUUGCAGUUAUGAUCCUCUGUGCAGCUCUUCUUUACUCCUUGAAUCCAAUGCUGCAGAUUCUAGUGCAAUUUCUCCUGAAGCCAGAAGAACCUUUCGUAUUCAAAUUGCCAUUUCACUUUGAAUUAGGCAUUGAUGAUAAGAUUUCGCCCAAUUAUGAAUUGAUUUAUGUGUCCAGUUUCACAUUUUUGCUGCCCAUUCUCAAUUCCAUGGUCUCGUCGAAUUGUCUCUUCUUCUGCUUCAGCUUGCACAUUGCUGCGUGCUUCAAGGAUCUCCAGGAGAUGAUCAGUGAUAUUGUUGAGACUGUCAUUGAGCAGGAGAAGCUGCUCCAUGAGCCAGAUGAUGGGAGUUCUCUGAUAAUAGCCACCAAUCCAAAUCCUCAGGAAGAGGAAAUCUUCCUUCGUCACAUUAGCCAAUGCCUUGAGCUCCACACGAAGAUAAUACGAUGGAUUGAGGGUGCGACUCUCGCCCUCUCCGGCAUCAUUGCCUUCGAAUACGCAGGGAGUAUUCUGUCCUUCUGCACUCAAGCAUUUCAAGCAACUCUGAACGUUCAGAGUGCCGAAUUCUUGAACAGUGUGGUUUUCUUCAUGGCCAAUGGACUGGAGUUGUUCCUCUUUGCCAUAUUCGGGGAGAAAAUUGCCACGGAGAGCCGGGCUGUUGCUGAUGCCGCCUACAGAGCCUCGUGGUGGCGAUUUCCGCCGCGGUAUCGUCGAUACUUCGGCCUCAUGAUUCAGCGAGCGCAGAAACCGUGCUACUUUAAAGCUGCCAAUUGGCUAAAUUGCUCCAUGGAGUCCUAUAUGACGGUCCUCAGGGCGUCCUUUUCCAUGAUGGCUCUGCUGCAGAACCUCAACGAGAAAGGUGGCUUCGGCCUCGAGCAGGAGGACAUUAUUUGA